UAUGAUCGGCGGUGAUGUUUGAAUUCCGAUAAGGAUAUUAAAAUUCUAAAGUCAUUCCACCUCCUGUCCCAUUUUCAUCGAAUCGCGCCUUGCAUCGUCAGCGUUUUAUCAUUUUGCGCAUCCGACUACGCUCGUUCACUCAAUUAUCUGCAAUUAGUAAGGUACCUAUGGUAAUUGAGAAAGGAAGCAGCAAUGGAAGACGUUAGAAAGAUAAUGAAGGAGGCCCUAAUUCAGAUUGGAUCAGGCGGAUCGGCAGGUUUUGUUGAAGUGUGCAUAAUGCAUCCUCUGGACUUGGUUAAGACUCGUCUUCAGAUCCAGUCCAAUGUUGUGCUUACCAGCAAUGACCCAAAAUACUACAGUGGUAUCGUCGAUUGCUUCCAGAAGAUGUAUAAGCACGAAGGAAUGUUCUCUUUUUGGAAGGGAAUCUUACCACCUAUCCUCGCAGAAACUCCGAAACGCGCUGUCAAAUUCUUCACCUUUGAACAGUACAAGCAAUUUUUCAUGUUUGGUUCUCCAGUUCCUACGCCGCUGACCUUUUCAUUGGCCGGUUUAGGUGCUGGUAUCACGGAAGCGAUUCUAGUGAAUCCUUUUGAAGUGGUUAAAGUAACGAUGCAAGCCAAUAGGGCUUCAGGUAAGGAAGUUCCGAGUACUUGGCUGGUCACCAAAGACAUUGUGAGGACGCAAGGUUUUGGGUUCAGAGGUUUGAAUAAGGGCGUGACGGCGACGAUCUCAAGAAAUGGAGUAUUCAAUAUGGUCUACUUCGGGUUUUACCAUUCCGUCAAAGGAUACAUGACCGAAUACAAAGAUCCGUACAAGGAGUUUGGCAGGAAGGUGGGCAUCGGUUUCGUGUCUGGAACUUUGGCCUCUUGCAUCAACAUUCCCUUCGACGUGGCAAAAUCGAGGAUCCAAGGACCGCAGCCCAUCCCUGGUGCCAUCAAGUAUAAAUCGACUUUAGGUUCAUUGUGCUUAGUUUACAAGGAAGAAGGCAUUUUGGCUCUAUACAAAGGGUUGUUACCAAAAGUCUUGAGGCUCGGACCUGGUGGCGCCAUAAUGCUUGUAGUAUACGACUAUAUGCAUCAAUUCCUGACGAAGACAUACCCCAAUUAAAUCGAUAAAAAGAUAGAAGGAUUGACGCUUUUAAGGAAACGCAACAAUAUAUAUAUUUUUAUAUAUUUCUUAUUAUAUUGUUAAGUUUAUUUUUCUUUUUUCUAUGCACUUUCUCUGUUGAUAAUUAAAUGGUUAAUGGACCACGUUUAUUUCAUGUUC
Nicrophorus vespilloides is the source of this 1266-nucleotide messenger RNA. Its product is annotated as mitochondrial 2-oxodicarboxylate carrier. Gene Ontology annotation, biological process: transmembrane transport. The coding region runs from base 193 to 1107 and encodes 304 amino acids. The transcript is spliced from 5 exons. Lineage: Eukaryota; Metazoa; Arthropoda; Insecta; Coleoptera; Silphidae. The record is from RefSeq and is a predicted model, not a curated record.